UGUUUAUUUGACAGAAAACAGAGUGGAUGCGGCCUCUCCGACGAUAUCAUCUACAGUUUUCCAGUUAUUAAAAGAUGAAGAAGAAGUGGAAGAAGUUCCGUUAGAUCCGCAAUAUAUAACACCAAUUGACAAAAAUUUAAAAAGUAUCAAUAUAAUCGAUAUAAUUCGAUUACAAAGUGAAUCAAAAGACAUGUCAAUCACUGUUGAAGGUGAUGUUGGCAGUUGGUUACUGUGUAUGACAAUAACAAAUGCUAUAAGUAAGGUAGUCGGUUGCAUAAUAUUUGUGAGACAUUCCAAAGAUGUUUUCGACCAAAGUGACAUCAAUCUAAUGGAGACGUUUGCAUUGAUUUGUGGAAUUAGUAUUUAUAAUUGUCGCUUACAUGAACGUUCUGUUAGGAUGUUGGCACAGCUAGAAGUAAUGAACGAUGUACUGGCAUUUCAUACUACAUGCGACCGAAAACUUAUUGAACCUUUCUUAAAAAUAGAGCCACGAUCUUCUGCAGAGUACAAUUUAUAUUCCCAUGCCUUCAUUGAAUCUGUAUUUACAGAUGAUGAAAUUGUUCAUUUGUGUGCUCGUGUGUUUCUUGAGAAAAAUGCUUUGACCGUAUUAAAUUUACCGAUUGAUAUUUUAUACAGGUUUAUUUUAACAGCAAAGAAGAAUUAUCGUCCAAUUAUUUUCCAUAAUUGGCGCCACAGUGUAAUGGUAUUUCAAAUGAUGUUUUAUAUUUUGACAAGUUCACGAAUACAAUUUUAUUUCACAGAAUUUGAACAGAUUUGUUUCCUCAUUGCUUCUUUAUUGCAUGAUCUUGAUCACAGAGGGACAAAUAAUGAGUUUCAAGUGAAGACAUCAUCUCCGCUCACUACAUUAUACGACACGUCUGUCUUGGAACACCAUCAUAUAGAUAGAGCUAUCAGGAUGCUAAACACUGCCGAAACCAAUAUAUUCCAGAAUCUCUCGGCUAAAAAUUAUCAGCAUGGUCUUAAAUUUAUCGAGAAAGCGAUUCUUGCCACAGAUGUAAAAGAUUAUGAUGCAGUAAUUAAUAGUUUUAGAGAGAUAAUCAAAGAGGGAGACAAAGCUUUUGAGUGUCAAGAAAACAUUGAUUUACUAAUAAGCGUUAUAAUGGCAGCCUGUGAUCUUUCAGCUGUUACAAAGCCAUGGCCGUUUGAAAGGAAUGCUGCAGUUAAGAUUGCAGCCGAAUUGUUCGAGCAGGGGGAUAAAGAAAAAACUUUACAUCAAGAUAUCGAAGAUCUCAUGGAUCGAGAAAAAAGAUACAAAUUUCCUGAAAUAGAAGUGGAGUAUUUUGAUUCUCUAUGUGCUCCGCUUUAUCAAGUUUUAUCUGAAAUGGAUUCUAAUCUGACUCCUCUGUAUGAAGGGGCGUUGAACAAUCGAAAUCACUGGGCAGAUAUAGUUGAAGGUGUCAAGUUUUUUGACAUUGAUUCCGAAAUUGAGGUUAUUUAUAAUGAAGAACUGAGUUGGAAAGAAGCAAAAGAUCACAGAAUUGCAACACCUAAAAUAUCACCAGGCAUUCAGUCUGAAAAUGCUGCGUUAGGAAUGGCAACAUCGUCUACUCAGACUACUUUUGUUCUCGCUGAGUUAAAUGAAGCAAGUCUACGACAACGUCAGAAGAUAUCUCAAACGGACGAUGAUUUAACUUCAACGUCUCAUUUCGAAUCUCGUGCUUUAACGAACGCCAUGAAUAGUUUUUAUACUGAAAAACUUCUCGCAGUAACGAUAAAGCCAAUGGGUAAAAGAAUCCGAAAAAUUAAUAUAGGGACGCAAGUGAAAUUUUCAAAUGGUUAUAGUGAGACCUCUGGCCACUCUGCAUUUCCUAGUAGAAGCACGUCCUUUGAACCAUCCAAAGCAUUUUCAGAUUCACGGAUAAAAACAAAGACAUCCGCUACAAGCAUGUAUCUCGAUGGAGCAGAAGCAGCGAUGAGUGAUGAGUCUGCUCAAGAAUUACUGAAGUUAGCUACUUCUUCGAUGGACUUAAGUAGCUGGGCAGCUUCUAAGAUAACAUUAGAAACGUCUGAACAAAAGCUGAAAACUUUGACACCUAUGAUCUCUAAACAUACGGUAGACAAUGUGGAAAAAUAUGCAAUGAGUGCAGAAGAAAGGGAAAAAAUUUCUAGUAUUGCAAUGAAAGAACUCAAUCAAAGUCGAAGAAGAAAAUGUUUAAGGAAAAUUCCACUGUGUAAACCAAUUGCUACAAGCAUGAAAACCAAAAGGCCGGACGAUUUUAUGAAAAAGUAUGUGUGUACGAUUUCAUAAUUAAUUAUUGAGAAACAAACUUUUUGUAUUAGCCUAAACAACUGCAAACCAACAAGCAAACGUAAAUAAACAAUGAUAUGUACGUGAA
Octopus bimaculoides (California two-spot octopus) is the source of this 2357-nucleotide messenger RNA. Its product is annotated as cGMP-specific 3',5'-cyclic phosphodiesterase. The record is from RefSeq and is a predicted model, not a curated record. NCBI's taxonomy places the organism in Eukaryota, Metazoa, Mollusca, Cephalopoda, Octopoda, Octopodidae.